Mycotypha africana is the source of this 189-nucleotide messenger RNA. RefSeq names its product F-actin-capping protein subunit alpha. NCBI's taxonomy places the organism in Eukaryota, Fungi, Mucoromycota, Mucoromycetes, Mucorales, Mycotyphaceae. Gene Ontology annotation, molecular function: actin filament binding. The transcript has a single exon. Gene Ontology annotation, cellular component: F-actin capping protein complex; actin cortical patch. The annotation marks the transcript as partial. The record is from RefSeq and is a predicted model, not a curated record. Gene Ontology annotation, biological process: actin cytoskeleton organization; barbed-end actin filament capping.
GCAAAAUCUUUGGUGAAAGAAAUUUCCAAGUUUGAUAAUCAAUAUCAGAGUGCGAUGAAUGAUAGUUAUAAUGAUCUUGCUGAAAACACUUUUAAGGGAUUAAGAAGAGCUCUACCUAUGACACGUAAUAAGAUGGAUUGGAAUAAAAUCUUGAAUUACAAGAUCGGUAAUGAACUAGCUCAGAAAUAA